Messenger RNA from Thlaspi arvense, 1041 nucleotides. The record is from the annotation of a GenBank genome assembly. Lineage: Eukaryota; Viridiplantae; Streptophyta; Magnoliopsida; Brassicales; Brassicaceae.
AUGAAUACUCGUUACUCCGUUCAGCCUGAGGCAUCUUCUAAUAACAUCUCCAUCACUAUUUCAUCAUCUUCUUCGUUGAAUACUACCACACCACGAGGCGAUAAUAGUCAUGUGGUUGUAGCAGCUAGUAAUGCUCAAGAAAGGUCUCCACCUUCGUCCUACAUAAGAUUGGCUAUGAGGAUAUCUAGAGCUAGAUGGUUCAUCUUCUUGAGAAGAGUGUUUCAUUACCAGAACGGAUCAAGAUCCGAUCUUGGGUCUAACCCUUUCAACUCGAGCACUUGGAUGAUGUCUGAGCUCAUUGCUCUGCUUGUUCAGCUCACUGUGAUAACAUUCACACUAGCUAUCUCCAAAGACGAAAGACCAAUAUGGCCUGUAAGGCUAUGGAUUACAGGGUAUGAUGUUGGAUGUCUCCUUAGUCUCAUGCUGUUAUAUGGUCGAUAUCGUCAACUAGGCGUUAACCAAGGAAAUGGGUUUGUCCUCGGUGAUAUUGAGCAGCAACAGAGAGGCAGAGAAGACAACAGGAGCUCUCAUUUGAUGAACAAAUGCAGAACAUCGCUAGAGCUUUUCUUUGCGAUUUGGUUUGUGAUUGGGAAUGUUUGGGUGUUCGAUUCAAGAUUCGGUUCUUUCCACCAUGCUCCUAAGCUUCAUGUUCUCUGCGUCUCUCUUCUAGCAUGGAACGCUCUCUGCUAUUCGUUUCCCUUUAUCCUCUUCCUGUUCCUCUGUUGCCUUGUCCCUCUCAUCAGUAGCCUCCUUGGAUACAACAUGAACAUGGGAUCUUCAGACAGAGGAGCAUCAGAUGACCAAAUUUCUAGUCUCCCUAGCUGGAAACACAAACGAAUCAACGACAAUGCUUCUGAUUCUGAUUCAGAUUCGGCUCCUGCAACCGAUGAUCCAGAGUGUUGUAUAUGUUUGGCCAAAUAUAAAGACAAAGAAGAGGUAAGGAAGCUUCCAUGUUCACAUAUGUUUCACCUAAAGUGUGUAGAUCAAUGGCUUCGAAUCAUCUCUUGCUGUCCUCUCUGCAAACAAGAUCUUCCAAGAUAG